This is a messenger RNA of Serpula lacrymans var. lacrymans S7.9, 651 nucleotides long. RefSeq lists its product as uncharacterized. Gene Ontology annotation, cellular component: nucleus. The transcript has 7 exons. The record is from RefSeq and is a predicted model, not a curated record. Bases 1 to 651 code for a protein of 216 amino acids. Gene Ontology annotation, molecular function: histone H2A acetyltransferase activity; histone H4 acetyltransferase activity; protein N-terminal-serine acetyltransferase activity. NCBI's taxonomy places the organism in Eukaryota, Fungi, Basidiomycota, Agaricomycetes, Boletales, Serpulaceae.
AUGCCUUUCAGUUCGCGCGUCCAGAAAGCCAUCAAGGCACCAGCAUCCCAGUUAGCAAGUUCUAUCGAGGGCUCGAUCUUGUUUUUAAGAAAUGCACAAAAAAUCCAGUUAACCGUUCUGGCUUCUUCUGAAUUGACCGAGGAUCAUCGCAAAAGUAUCUGGGACAUAUUCGAAGACAAUAUGCGAGCGCUAUACAUGACUUCUUCGUUCGGAUGGGACCCAUCUUCCAAGCAAACUGAGCUAUUCGAUCCCCUAUCCCGCUUCAUUCUCUUGGAACGAAUGAACGAGAAUAACCAACUGGAAGAAGGCGCCGAAAGCCCAAUAGGAGUCGAGUCGAGUACAUUUCCUCGAACUUUAGUCGCAUACACCAUGUUUCGUUUUGAGCGAGAAGAUAGUCAGAAUGUGAUAUAUUGCUACGAGCUCCAGGUCAAGCGAGAGACACAGAGGCUAGGUCUUGGAAAACGACUAACGCAAUGUUUGGUUGAUGUUGGAACUGAAUGGAAAAUGAAAAAGGUCAUGUUAACCGUUUUCAAAUCAAACGAAGAGGCCCAUCAAUUCUACCGGUCAAUAGGAUUUUCUACAGAUCCUACUUCUCCCGAGUUUUCUGAAGAAGACAAGUGUGAUUAUAUUAUAAUGUCGAAGCGUAUUUAG